Molecule: messenger RNA, 958 nt
Organism: Chelonus insularis
Lineage: Eukaryota; Metazoa; Arthropoda; Insecta; Hymenoptera; Braconidae
Gene: THG
Product: tRNA-histidine guanylyltransferase
Exons: 3
Coding region: 39-923 (294 amino acids)
Biological process (GO): tRNA modification
Molecular function (GO): magnesium ion binding; tRNA guanylyltransferase activity
Source: RefSeq, a predicted model, not a curated record
UAAAUUUUAUAUUUUUUAGACAAAUUAAUUAUUUGUCAAUGCACCAGGGGAUACUCACAGCGUUUAAAACUAUUUUGAACAUUCCAUUUCGAUCGUUUAUCACCUCAAUAACAAUGGCACAGAGUAAAUUUGAAUAUACAAAACAAUUUGAAAGUGAACGUAUGUGUUUACCAAAUUGUUGGAUUGUUAUUAGAAUUGACGGAUGGAACUUUACUAAAUUUUGUGAUACACAUAAGUUUAGUAAGCCCAACGAUCUCAGAGCUCUAGGAUUGAUGAAUGCUGCUGCAUCAGCAGUUAUGAAGGAAUUUAAAGAAAUUGUUCUAGCUUUUGGACAGAGUGAUGAAUAUUCUUUUGUUUUCAAAAAAGAAACAGAAUCGUUCAAUAGAAGGGAAACCAAGUUGUUAACUUAUGUAAAUUCAUUAUUCUCAUCAGCUUAUGUUUUUAAUUGGUCUAAAUACUUUGAAGAUGUUCCAUUACAAUAUCCUCCUGCAUUUGAUGGGAGAGUAGUUUUAUAUCCGUCAGAUAAAAAUAUUAGAGAUUAUUUGUCUUGGCGACAAGCUGAUGUUCAUAUUAAUAACUUAUAUAAUACCUGCUUCUGGAGUCUUGUUCAAAAGCAAAAUAAGACGACGAAAGAGGCACAAGAAAUUCUACGAGGAACUCUAUCAGCUUUUAAAAAUGAAUUACUAUUUUCAACUUUUGGAAUAAACUAUAAUAAUGAGCCACAAAUAUUUAGAAAAGGCACCACACUCAUAAGAAAAUAUGUACCAGAUGAAGGAUCCAAGGUGAAAUGUAUAAUAACUCCUAUUUAUGAUGAUAUUAUUGGUGAUAAGUUUUGGGAAGAGCAUCCUGAGAUUUUAGAAUCAAAAAAAUUCAAGAAGAUAAAUGAUAAAAUUUGUAAGGAAAAAAAGAAAAUAAAUCAAUGAUACAGAUUUACUAAAUAGCUAAAUAAUUAAAUAAA